CCUCCCCUCGGGACUCCUUUUCCCGCCCCCUCGCCCCCCGCGGAGUGCGCACGCGCCCGCCCCCAGCUUCGCGCCCAGAUCGCUGUCUAGCCUGCUCGCGCAGCCGCCGUCUCCUCUGCCCACCGACGAAGCAUGGGCGUCCAGGGCUUCCAAGAGUUCCUGGAGAAGCGCUGUCCCGGGGCCGUGGUGCCCGUGGACCUUCUCAAACUCGCGCGCACGGUCUCGCGCCAGCAGCAGCAGCACCAGCAUCGCCAGCUGCCACCUACGGCAGCCCUAGCGCCCGGGGCUCCACGCGCCGCCAGAGGCUCUGCGCCUCUGCAACCGCCGCUCCCGCCCGCCGCCUUGGGUGCCUACUCCGGGGGCGCAGGGCCAACUCGACACCAUCACCCCGCUCACCACUUCCACCACCACGGCCAGGCGCACCCGGGGCUGCACCCGCCGCCGCCGCCGCCGCCGCCCCCCCCUCCGCUGCCCGGGGCCCGGGUGUUGGUGGACGCGGGCUCGGCGUUGCCGCGGCUUUAUGGCGGCUACCAGACGGAUUGGGUGUGUGGCGGCCAGUGGAACGCCAUGCUGGGCUACUUGUCAGCGCUCUGUCAGGCUUGUGCCUAUCCCGGCGGCGACGGCCUGGAGCUGGUGGUUAUGUUCCCCGGGGGCCUGGGCAAGGACCGGCUGGCCGAGUGGGGCCGUCGGUGCCAGGCCGAGCGGCAGACAGCGCAACUGAUCGUGGGACACGUGGGCAACAAGGGCACCCCUCCUCCACGGGCCUGGUUCCUGCCACCGGCCUGCCUGAGCCACUGCGUGAGGCUAGCGCUCAUCCGCUUCCGGGUCAAGGUCUUUCAGAGCCUUGAAGACCACCAUUUGGAAGUGGUGGCUUUUUUCAGGGAAAAUGGCUUCCAUGGCCUUCUUGCCCAUGACUCCGAGUAUGCUCUCUACAAUAUUCCCUCUUACUAUAGUUCCCAUGCUCUGAAGCUCAGCUGGAAUGGGAAGAAUCUCACUACCAAUCAGUUCCUGAUGCAGGAGGUGGCCAAGCAGCUGGGCCUGAAGCGGAUGAAUUUUCCCAUAUUUGCUGCCCUGCUAGGUAACCACAUUCUCCCAGAUGAGGACCUGGCUGCUUUUCACUGGAGCCUCUUGGGACCAGAACAUCCCCUUGCAUCACUUAAGGUCAGAGCUCAUCAGCUGGUUCUUCCUCCUUGUGAUGUGGUAAUCAAGGCUGUUUCUGAGUACGUUAGUUCCAUCAAAGACCCCUCAAACCUGGAUGUGGUUGGGAAGGAUGUUUUCAAACAGUCUCAGUCCAGGACAGAAGAUAAAAUAGAACGAUUCAAGAAAGCAGUUGAGUACUAUUCAGUCACAACCAAACUCUCUUCGCUGCCAGUGGGUCCCUCCUCCUUUCUAGGCUUUCGGAAUAAUCGGCUUGGAAAUCCUCCCCUUCCGCGAAAUCAAAUGGGUACUAUCUCUGCUGGAAAACCAGUAUUCUCUCAUCACGUGCCCCAGAAAAUGAAAUAUCCACCACCAUUCCCAGUGGGACCCAACUCCUCUCUUCUCUUCUCCCCCCAUGCUUUGGGGGAAUCCCAUGCUUUUUCUGAGGAUUCCAUGCUGCAGGACAGCCCCUUUGCCAAUUGGGCUGUCUCUUAUGAUUCCCCUGCAUCCCAGUUUCCCAAUUACCUGACUUCCAAAGCCUCACCUCCUUUGGGACCAGACUCUUCCCACUCCUCUUCCUCUGAUGGUGAUGAGCCAAAUGGAGCCAGCUCUGAUCACAUCACAGAAACACUUCAGCAACAGCCUGGAUGGGAGGAUCCAAAUGGUGACAGGGGCUCCUGGGUGCAGCCCAUUGAUGCUGGAGUUUCAGAUGCCAGCCUGGGUGAUGGUGAGCCCCACAUCCCAUCUCUGCUCUCUAUGUCUACGAGGAACCACAUGGAUAUCACCAUUCCGCCCUUGCCUCCAGUAGCUCCAGAAGUCUUGCGGGUUGCUGAACAUAGACAUCGAAGGGGUCUUAUGUACCCAUAUAUCUACCAUGUUCUCACUAAGGGUGAGAUUAAGAUCCCUGUAUGUAUUGAGGAUGAGUGUAACAUGGAGCUGCCUCCAGCUGCUCUCCUGUUCCGGUCAGCUCGUCAGUAUGUAUAUGGGGUCCUUUUCAGUCUGGCAGAGACACAGCGUAAAAUGGAACGCCUGGCUAUACGGCGGCGGCUGCCUAUAGAAGUUCCUUCAGUGAUCCUUAAAGAAUGGUCUGCCUAUAAAGGGAAGUCACCUCAAACCCCUGAGCUGGUGUCUGCACUGACAUUUCGUGAAUGGACUUGCCCAAACCUCAAGAAGCUCUGGCUAGGCAAAGCAGUUGAGGACAAGAACAGAAGGAUGCGUGCUUUCCUGGCCUGUAUGAAGUCAGAUACACCCAGUAUGCUCAAUCCAGCUAACGUCCCCACCCAUCUGCUGCUCAUGUGCUGUGUACUCCGAUACAUGGUUCAGUGGCCCGGUGGCCGAAUCCUGCAUCGCCAUGAGCUAGACACCUUCCUUGCACAGGCAGUAUCUACACAGCUUUAUGAACCAGAUCAGCUUCAAGAACUCAAGAUUGAGAAACUAGAUGCUCGAGGGAUCCAGCUUGCUGCCCUCUUCAUGAGCGGCGUCGACACAGCUCUGUUUGCUAAUGAUGCCUGUGGCCAGCCAGUCCCUUGGGAACACUGCUGCCCCUGGAUUUACUUCGAUGGCAAACUGUUCCAGAGCAAGCUAAUUAAAGCAGGCCGAGAGCGAGUAUCCCUGGUUGAGCUAUGUGAUGGCCAGGCUGACCUGGCAACCAAAGUGGAAAAGAUGCGACAGAGCAUCCUUGAAGGAGUCAACAUGAACCAUCCACCACCUUCUGCUCUACUUCCAUCACCUACUUUUGUGCCUCCUAUGGUGCCCUCUCUCUACCCUGUUUCACUUUAUUCCCGAGCCAUGGGCUCAAUGCCACCUCCCCCUCAAGGAAGGAGCCGGGGGUUUGCAGGUCUCCAUCCAAUCCCACCCCAAGGAGGAAAACUGGAGAUUGCCGGGAUGGUUGUAGGCCAAUGGGCUGGCAGCAGAUCCUCCAGGGGCCGGGGCUCCUUUGGCAUGCAAGUGGUUUCUGUCGGUGGGCCAGGGAAAGGGCAUGGAAAGGAACAGACUGGUAGAGGAUCCAAAGGACAUAAAAAAGGAAAUAAACAAAGCACUUCAGAUGGAGUUUCUAAAUCCCUGGAGCCUCAUCAAGGUCGGUCCCGCUUACAGGUAAAUGGAAACAAUGGCACAUUGAUCAAGGAAGAGAAGAAUGAUCAUCUUCCAGCUCCAUCACAGUGUGCCUUAUCCAGAGACAGCAGUGUGUGUAAUAAUGGUAACCGCUACUUCCCCGUGAAGAAUGGCGAGAAGAGCCGCUUACAAGAGCAAAAGCUGGGAACUGUGGUGGCACAACAGAAAGAGGAAUAACGAGCAGAAGAUGACUUCACCAGAUCAGAAAGAGGGGAAAACCUAUACUUUUCUGAUUUUAGGCCCAAGUUAGAGGAGGACAUAAAAUGCUUACCCUAGUUUUAUCCAGAAAUUGGAUGGGAUGUUCUAUUGUAUCCAUCUUUUCCCCUUCUCUCUCUUUUUCUGAGCUUCCAGACUCAGUGGUCUGCUUCUAGGGAAGCUCUGAUCAAAGAUGAAUGGCAAAAAGACUAGUUCUUAUUCUCAAAUUGAGUAUAUAGUGCCAAUAGUCUCUUUACCUCCCCUGGGAACCUACUGAGGAAAUGACUAUCAGGUGUCAUCACGUAAGGCCUUAUAGAAAAGCUCCAGCUUUGGUUUUUAAGUCUUUAUCGUGAUGCUCAUUUACAAAACCCAUGGUGGCGGGGGGCAAGACAGCUGUCUAUGGCUUCCUAACUUGCUUUUUUCUUUAUGAAAUAGUAGGGCCUUCAUAUAUAAUCAGUGUCUACGCCCUUGUAACUCUUUCUCCCCACUCACCUAUGCCAGGAGUUUGUACUACCACCUCUAGCUCUGGCCUGACAAUCAGAUAGGUAGAUGUUUUCAGGGAAGUGAGGUAGUAUUGGUUAUUUAAUUUUUUAACUUUUUUUAAUUUUAUACACUUAAAAAAAAAACUACCAAUGGCCUUUGUACUGGGGGAUUCAAGUGAGUCAGAAAAGUACUGGGCAGAUUUUUCCUGCCUCUGAACUAAUGCAUUGUUUGUAAAAGAGAAGAUGUGGUGCAGUUUAUCCACACCCUGCUGCCCACACCCUGAAAGGGUGGAAUCAAUGUAAUGAAAUUGAGUACGAAAGGGAACUCAAAAGACUGUGUGUGCAUGUGUGUAUGUAUGUUUGUGUAUGGAUGUUUGGGUGGAUUUAUAUAUGAGUGUGUGUAUCUGUAUGCAUACACAUACCCUUUAUAUAAAGAGACAGAUCUAUUUAUGUAUACAUAUUUUAUAUAUAUAAAUAUAUAUGUAUGUGUGUAUGUAUAUAUAAAUACAUAUAUUUAUAUACAUGCACACACAUACAUACAUGAUGAUGUCCCAGAAGAUUUACUGAACUUCCCAGAAAUGCUUCCACUGCUAUGGAGUGGUGGGUUACAAAAGACCACAUUUUAAAAUCCUUACUAAGUCAUAGCCCAUCACAAUUAUGAGAAGAUGGGCUUCUCUAAAGCAGACAAAAAGUACUUUCCAGAGAUUGCCUGUUCAGAACAACAAGCAGUUGGGUUGUCACAAGCUUAAUCUUGAACAGAGUCCUCACAUCCUAUAUGGUAAAAACAGGAGGUUGGAAUAGGAUUGGGAAGAGUUGGGCAUUUUCCUGUGAAGGAGCAGCCUGAUUGGGAGAGAAAAGGGAAAUGGGAGGUAAUUACCAGGGCUUGCAGCCAGUUUGGAGGAAAUCUCAUCUGAAGCUCCAGGAUCAAACUGGCCUCAGGCUAGAAUUGCCGUGAAUCCCUAAAAGAGAGAGGACUAACAUUUGAAAGAUGGGGUAGGGAAGUGUGAGGAAAUCGACAAUUUGAUUUUACAUGCCUAGAUUGUUUCAUUUAUUCAUUGACAUUUUGACUACUGGAUCUUUUCAUUUGCUUUGCAAGGAAGACUUCAGAGGGCUCUGGCCCCAGGCCUUUAGGGGUAUUCCAUAAAAGGUUCCCAGCCCCCAAGUGAGGCCAGAAUCUGCCCAGAGCAAAGAGGCUAUUCCUCCUUGCUGGAGAUACUCUUGAGACAACCUUGCAUUUCCAGUUUCCCUCCUCAGCAGCUUAAAUAUGAGGGAUGGGAACAUGGCUUGCAACAGAUUAGCAUUGUGUCUUCAUUCAGGAUUUAAGGCUUCCAGCCUCGGACACCACCUCCUUUUGGGCUUUGUGAUAUUAUUGCCCAAGAAGUACCAUUUCUACAGGAAUACAACUGACUAGACUUCCAGCAGGGUUCUCUCUCUUUUUGAAAAACCCCAUGCACCUUAUCCCAGAUCAGGUCCUUGGUGAUUUUUUUCCCUAGACAACCAGAAGGCUGUUUUCUCACUGCCCACUUACAAUGAGUAUCAUCAUGAGAGACUGAAGACAGUCUCAGACUGUUUUAUCCCAGUCUGGCCCAAUUUAAGAGAACCCACAAUUUGCGGGGGAAGGGAGCUCUCAAAUGCCUCUCCCCUGCCCAGACUCUUCUUACAUAAACCAAAACAGAAUGACAAGAGUGCACACCCAGCCAGAUAGAACCAAGAACUAAGUAUGCAAGAACCUGUUCUAUAGAAUUGGCUCCCCUAGUGUGUUCCCCCUUCUUUUAACCUGCCCAACCUUGCACAACAUCUUGAAGGUUAGGACUUGUGUUCCAGCAACAGAGGGAUUUAAUAGAAAACUUUGAUGGCUUGGAAAUUUCUUUCUGGAGCCACAGAGGGAAGAAUCCUUUGGAGCUCUAAAAGUAACCAGAAUCACUGCGCUGCAUUAAAUUAAAUAUCCAUCUAUCUAUCUAUCUAUCUAUCUAUCUAUCUAUCUAUCUAUCUACAUUUUCUAAUAGGAAGUGCUUGGAAUUAUAUGGAAAGAUAUUUUCUUCAGUUGAUGUUUCUGUAAAUCUUGAAUCUAUUUGACACAAUCAAAUAACAGUAUUGUUAACUCUCACAGCGUUAAGAAGAUUUAUUAUUUUGUAGGCAUUCACUGUGAGAAGUAAAACUGCUGCUUUGACAGGGAUGAUUCUAGUUUGCCAAAAGGCUUGCUUUUCUCCCUUUCACACACCUCCACUUUCUCCUAGCCUGGCCCAGGAUGAAACAAGUGGCUCACUUCCAACUUUGAUUUUUAUUUGGUUUCAGCAUUUUGGAUUUGGAAGUUUACAAGAAAGAACCAUAAAGGGUCAUAUUCCUGUAUUUUAAUUUAUCUGCCAAAACAUACAAUUCAGAAGCCAAAAAAGACUGAGGUUUAUUACUAGAAGAUUAACUUUUUCUAAUUGCAAGAUUACCUUUUUCUGAUUUCUUUCAAAUUAGGGAAGGUGAGUCUGAUCUUUGCUGUGGGUACUACUUGAAGAGAUGUCAUCCUUCACUUGAGGUUCGAUUUCUGACUAUGAUGUGGCCUCUCUUGAACAAAGUCAUAUGUCAUAUAGGAACCCACAGAAAUGACCCUUUCACCCUGUAGGGCCAUAGGCAAAAGCACCCUGGAUGUAUAUAGCCUCUGAUCUCCAAGGGCUUGCAGUUCUUGAUUACCGCUGGUGUGUCUUGGGGGUCAGUGUAUAACUCCCACCCUGAUUAUUCAGUGGCCAGUCUAGUCUGGACCAGGCCUGACAAACUUCUGUUCACUUGUAUCAUUUUCACUCUGAGCCAGUAGGACUUUGGGUAGACUUUAAAGCUCAAGAAAUGACACUUGCUUUGGCUAGUGACAUUUGAUUUUUGUCUCCAUCUUGAUUUUCUGGCAUCAUUGGCCAAGUCACAUUAACUUGUUUCUAGUCACUGAGAAAAACAGCCAGAUAAAGCAUUAGGGAGGGUGUUUAAGGAGGGGGGUGGGGGGAGGAAUGCUUAUGUGGGGUAGAAAGAAUGUGGAAGUAACUGUUUGGUUAUAGUGAUCCAGUCCACUGGAACCUUAGAAGGCUCCUGUGGGCAUGUCAGUGCUACCCUUUCAGCCUCUAAGACUCCCCCACCCCCCUUUGAAAUGACAAUACAAGUAGACCACAGUUUAAAGUAGUUAGUAUAAUUCUACUAAGGUUUAAUCAUUAUACUUGUUCACUUCCUGGUGCAUAUUUUCUAAAUAUGCUUGGGGUUUUGGGGGGUAAGUUUUCACUGUUCCAUUGUGUGUCACCCUAUAUUUUUCUCCCUCUUGUGACUUUGGCAUCUUCUUUUAUUCGACUUUCCAUUUUCUUUUCCAUUGGCUUAUUGCAGUAGUCUGCUGGUGCAGGUAGAGCUCAGUGCACCUAUUCCCCUAUUACUGCUAAUUAUCUUCAGUAUUGUCAUAGGUUAUUUUGAUGUUCUAAGAAGAUAACUUCAUGUUUUUACAAAACCAUCUUUUCCAAGGUAAAAGCGAAACAAAAUACCCCCUGUGCUAGGGUGCCCACUGCAGCUUUUGACAUUGCCCUUGUACUUUUAUAGAUGCUCUUUUUGUCCGUGUUGGUAGUAACUAAUGACUAGUGAAUUUUCAUGUAAAUGAAACAAAUAUUUCAGAUUUUAUUAAUCUCUCAUAACCCUGCCAAAUCUGAUGACUUCAUUUUAGUUACUUCCCAGAAGACACUUCCCCUUCACCUUUUAUUUUAUUCUAUUCUAUUCUAUUUUUAGAAUAACAUACUAGGUUAAAAAAAAAAAAAAACCUUUGACUACAAGGAGUCAUUGAUUUUUAGUGCUCCCUGAUAAAUGAUGUUAUUGACAAAAGUAAGAAAUUCUUUCAUUGUUUUUUUCUGUGUUAAUAUCUCUUCUCCUGUGCUCUUGACAGUGUGUUUAGUGGAUGGAUAAUGUGUAUUUCUCUUCCAAAUUCCCUGCCUUUUUGGCCCACCUCACCACAAAAGCUCCAUAGUUUAUAAUGUAAGUUUGAAUGGAUGCUUCCUAGGGGAAACUGCAGGAGUUAAGGAAAGUGUUUCAGAAAGGAAUGAAAAUGUCUCAGGAGUUGUUCUGUGAUGGAAAUUGGUCUGUUGUUCUGUUAAUGCUGAUGGAAAGAAACUUACAGUGCUUAAUAAAAGUCUAUUCUUUUAGUAAAAAAAUGUGAAAUAA
Phacochoerus africanus (Common warthog) is the source of this 8096-nucleotide messenger RNA. It is a transcript of the gene FAM120C, whose product is annotated as family with sequence similarity 120C. Gene Ontology annotation, cellular component: nucleus. Lineage: Eukaryota; Metazoa; Chordata; Mammalia; Artiodactyla; Suidae. The transcript is spliced from 16 exons. The record is from RefSeq and is a predicted model, not a curated record. Bases 133 to 3426 code for a protein of 1097 amino acids.